AUGAUAAGUGAAGCCUUCCCACUGCAUGGAAUGAAGGCAAGUGAUGUACAUGGAACACAUCGACCAAGUCGCCCGCCGCAUCUCAAUACUCAACAAUCUUACUCAACAUCUCCGCAGUGGACACCGACAUCAUCGCAUCACAAUUCCCCUCACUCUGGGUCACCGUUCAGUCAGGGUCGAGGUGGAUGGGGAGGCCAACAGCAGCAAUAUCAUGGGCAGGCAGGUGUGAAUGGGUAUUCACCUCCAUACCGGCAAGGGAGUUACCCCCCUCAACAAAGUCCUCAAGGGCAUUACUACGCCAACGGCCAGCAAAGUCCUUAUGGUGGGUCCCAGCAAUUCCAACAUGCUUAUCAGAACCAGCCUUUUCGAGGCGGUAAUGCAGGCUAUCGUGGUAGUUACCCUCAAAAUCCAGAUCGCAGAUUCUCUGGCUCGGGUCCCCCUCCUUCAAACCCGAACUAUGCUCCCACUCCCACCCGAGGGAGAGGAGGACACUUCCAAAAUCUUCAGUGGACUGCAGGCAAUGCAAGUACUGACGGUCGGGGCGGCGGUCAAUUUAAUCAGCAAUCCUCUUCAGGGCACUCGCAGACUUCUCCUCAUCCGCAACCAGCCACAGGUCAACCGAGUGACGACGACAACCCAUUUCGACCUUCGAAAAAUUUACAGAUUGAGGAUCAGAGCGAGAAAGACACAAAGAUGCCACCGCCGUCAAGACAGGAAUCCGAUUCUUCGCCUAAACAAGAGUCCAAGUUCAGCUUUGCUUUCAAAGCUAAACCUGGAACUACAGCACCUGCUAAGCCACCAACUGAUUUAACCCAGAAGAUAAAAGAGCCAAUCAAAAAGGAAAACCUGCUGGACUCCUUAAAGACUAAGCCCAGCUCGUAUCCUGCUCUUGGUCAACUUGAGCGUGACAGGCGGGAUGAGCGAAGAGAGCGUGAUUACGAAGAUGAGCGUCGUGACCAUCGCGACUACCGUGAUCAGCGGCGAGGGGACCACCGUAGUGAUAGACGACCUGAGCGGGAUCAGAAACGAGAGCGUGCGCGUGAGCGAUCUCCCGAAAUUCUAAAGCAAAAGAAGAUCAUGAAGCGUAUGAAACCGCGGCCAACACUUCCAACUGAUUUUGCUACCUCGACAUCAGUCUACUAUCGAAAGCCCGGCAACGAGUCAGUGGUAGGGUCCGGGACCUACGGCAAAGUCUUCAAGGCUAUCCAUGUCUAUACGAAGAAUCUCGCGGCUCUGAAGAAGAUUCGGAUGGAUGGUGAGAAGGACGGCUUCCCCGUCACUGCAGUGCGUGAGAUCAAGCUUCUGCAGUCUCUGAAGCAUGAAAACGUUGUUUCUCUGCAAGAGGUGAUGGUAGAGCAUAAUGACUGCUUCAUGGUGUUCGAGUACUUGUCUCAUGACCUGACUGGUCUUCUCAACCAUCCUACCUUCAAGCUCGAGCAUGCACACAAAAAGCAUCUUGGCCGGCAACUCUUUGAGGGGCUCAAUUACCUUCAUCGCCGCGGGGUGCUCCAUCGCGAUAUCAAAGCAGCCAAUAUUCUCGUUAGUAGCACUGGACAGCUCAAGCUGGCCGAUUUUGGACUCGCGCGGUUCUUCGCCAAGCGUGGCAAGCCUGAUUAUACCAAUCGUGUCAUCACCAUAUGGUAUCGGUCACCUGAGCUUCUCCUUGGCGAGACACAGUACGGUCCCGCUGUUGAUAUUUGGAGUGCUGCUUGCGUCAUGAUCGAAAUCUUUACGCGGCACGCCAUCUUUCCCGGCGAUGGUGGAGAGAUCAAUCAACUCGACAAGAUCUACAAUGUCUUGGGUACACCUACAAGAUCCGAGUGGCCAGGCUUGGUUGACAUGGCGUGGUUUGAGCUGCUAAGACCCACCGAACGAAAGCCAAAUACUUUUUCAGAAAAGUAUCAGGAGAGACUCACUCCUGACGCUUUUGAGCUGCUUCAAGAAAUGUUCAUGUACGAUCCUGCAAAGAGACCAACAGCCGGCGACGUGCUGGAGCAUCCGUAUUUCACCACGGAGGAGCCAGCACCAAGGCAGGCCAUUGAACUCAAGGAUCUAGAAGGAGACUGGCACGAGUUCGAAUCUAAAGCCCUCCGAAAAGAGAAUGAGCGCAAAAACCAGGAGGCGAGACGCGCUGUGAGGAUGGAAGAGCACGAGAGGGAGAAAGCAAAGAGGCGAGCAAGUGGCUCUGCGACGACUGAAAGGGAGCCGAAACGGGUGAGGCCAAGCUCGAGUCAGGGCUAG
Messenger RNA from Letharia lupina, 2241 nucleotides. RefSeq lists its product as uncharacterized. The record is from RefSeq and is a predicted model, not a curated record. Gene Ontology annotation, molecular function: cyclin-dependent protein serine/threonine kinase activity; cyclin binding; RNA polymerase II CTD heptapeptide repeat kinase activity. Gene Ontology annotation, cellular component: nucleus; cyclin/CDK positive transcription elongation factor complex. The coding region runs from base 1 to 2241 and encodes 746 amino acids. The transcript is spliced from 3 exons. Lineage: Eukaryota; Fungi; Ascomycota; Lecanoromycetes; Lecanorales; Parmeliaceae. Gene Ontology annotation, biological process: positive regulation of transcription elongation by RNA polymerase II; transcription elongation by RNA polymerase II; protein phosphorylation.